UGCUGCUGACGUAGACAAAAUGCAAAUUUUUUGUAAAAAGAAACGCAGUUGAGGAAUUAUAGCUUCCUCUUUCAACUCAUGCUGCCUGGCCUACCUCCCUCCCAACCUGCGCAUCAUCGGUAUCACUGCACCAUAAUAAUCCAGAAAUUGUUGUUAAUUUACAAUGCCGCAAGUUAGAAUUAUAGCCAAGAAUUUCAUUGACAUGGUUGCUUCUUUGCCUGCUGUCAAGCUCGAUUUGCUUUACGCUAACCCCUUUAUUUGUGAAGCCAUUCUUAGGUCCUUGCCACCUUUGGCCAAGAAGUACGUAUUGCAGAUGCUGUACAUUGACGCUCCAAUACCUGCCAAAUCCUUGGAAGAGUGGGUUCUUCCUGAUGGACUUUCGAAACAUAGAGUUGCUAUUGAUCGAUUGAUUCAACUAAGAGUUCUUUCUGAAACUAUUGACAGGAAAAAGGAGACCAGUUAUGAAAUGAAUAAAAAAUUUCAGAUUAACCUUCAGAAGCAGCUAAUAUAUGGCGGAAAAUUAGCAAGGGAAUCAAUGCCUUCAAAUGCUGUGAGGCUCCCAAGCUUGGAGGAAUUAGAGAUCUAUGCUCUAGAACAGUGGGAGCGAUUCCUGCUGCAUCUUAUCAGCUCCAAAGAAGCAGAAAAGUUGACAAACUUCAGUUCUUCUAUGAUGAAAGUUUUCCAACGUGGUCUCUUAAGUCAAAGAGAAAAAGAAGGCUCAAGGUUAACUGAGUAUGGCUUCCAGUUCCUGCUGAUGGACACAAAUGCACAACUGUGGUAUAUCAUCAGGGAAUAUAUUGCCAAUGCUGAGGAGCGUGGUGUAGAUCCAGCAACAAUAAUUUCAUUUCUGCUGGAGCUUAGUUUUCACGAGACAGGGCAGGCGUACAAUAUCAACACAUUGAAUGAAGUUCAGCUUAAUACAAUCAAGGACCUCAGUGAUUUGGGAUUAGUCAAACUUCAGCAGGGAAGGAAAGAGAGUUGGUUCCUUCCGACAAAGUUGGCUACCACUCUUUCAGUCAGCCUAUCAGAUACAGCAACUAGGAAGCAGGGUUAUGUGGUUGUGGAGACGAAUUUCAGGAUGUACGCUUAUUCUACGUCUAAAUUACAUUGUGAGAUUAUGCGUCUUUUUGCAAGGAUAGAAUACCAACUUCCUAAUCUGAUUGUGGGGGCGAUUACUAAAGAAAGCUUGUAUAAUGCCUUUGAAAAUGGCAUUACAUCAGAACAGAUAGUUUCAUUUCUUCAACAAAAUGCACAUCCUCGUAUUGCUGAAAAAGUACCCACUGUUCCAGAAAAUGUCACAGAUCAGAUAAGGCUAUGGGAAUCAGAUCUAAAUAGAGUUGAAAUGACACCUGCUCAGCUUUAUGAUGAAUUUCCGUCUAAGGAUCUAUUCGAGUCCGCUUGUGAUUUUGCACGUGAACAUGGAGCUCUAUUGUGGGAUGAUUCGAAAAAGAUGCAGCUAGUAGUAAAAGCUGAGCUGCAUACUGAAAUGCGAGAGUAUCUCCGCCGCCAAAAAUAAUAGUCAUAUACAUUCCAAGUUGUCAGUGAAAAACUCGGGAAAAAAGAGGUGGUUAUCCGAAAGGAAAAGGUGAUUGCACCGAUGCGGCCUAUGUUGUUGAUUAAAUUGAUGGAUGAUUUGAUCUGAUCUACUCUGAUGCAAUGCUAAAAGGAUAGGCAGAUAAUUGUGCAUGAAGACGAGUCUUUCUGGAGGAUAGUCAUUUCCUCUGAAAGGUUUCUUGAAAGAUUCUGCCGAUAUUUUGAACUCUUCUGUUGUCGUCAUUCAGCCAAAAUCAUCCCAAAAUUUCCAACCCCCUGGAAACUCUGCUGCAAAUGGAUUUUUUGAGAAACAAAUCAGUUCCAAAAGCUUGUAUCAAGUGUAUUUUGUUGUGGACAAUGCUUGUUUGUAAAUGUGUAUUUUUUGGGUUCAAAACAUCCUAAAAUAUAUAUCUAAAGGCGAUACGAGUGGAUUCUAGCCUGGGUUCAAAUUAAUUCAAGCCCCUUCAUGGUUUUGAUAUGAUUGAAAUAAUAAGUGUGAGCCUAAAUUCAGUCUUAAAGUGAUUCCUAAGUUUCCAAUUUGCCGUAA
This is a messenger RNA of Chenopodium quinoa (quinoa), 2080 nucleotides long. RefSeq names its product RNA polymerase II transcription factor B subunit 2-like. Gene Ontology annotation, molecular function: ATPase activator activity; double-stranded DNA binding. Gene Ontology annotation, biological process: nucleotide-excision repair. Gene Ontology annotation, cellular component: transcription factor TFIIH holo complex; transcription factor TFIIH core complex. Bases 164 to 1516 code for a protein of 450 amino acids. NCBI's taxonomy places the organism in Eukaryota, Viridiplantae, Streptophyta, Magnoliopsida, Caryophyllales, Amaranthaceae. The transcript has 16 exons. The record is from RefSeq and is a predicted model, not a curated record.